This is a messenger RNA of Penicillium taxi, 1035 nucleotides long. Its product is annotated as Saf4/Yju2 family protein. Gene Ontology annotation, cellular component: U2-type spliceosomal complex; post-mRNA release spliceosomal complex. NCBI's taxonomy places the organism in Eukaryota, Fungi, Ascomycota, Eurotiomycetes, Eurotiales, Aspergillaceae. Gene Ontology annotation, biological process: mRNA splicing, via spliceosome. Bases 1 to 1035 code for a protein of 344 amino acids. The transcript has 3 exons. The record is from RefSeq and is a predicted model, not a curated record.
AUGCAGGGAUUCAAUAUGGGACGAUAUGUACCUCCAGACGAGGAAGGUGUGAAAUCCGGAAACCAACUUGCUGGCAAGCACGCGCUUGGUGCAAGAGCUCGACACCUGAAAACGACCGGGGCCUUGAUCGUACGUUUUGAAAUGCCAUUCGCUGUGUGGUGCACCACCUGCAAACCUCACGAAAUGAUCAUCGGCCAAGGAGUUCGCUUCAAUGCCGAAAAGAAGAAAAUUGGCAAUUACUUCUCCACACCAAUUUACAGCUUUCGAAUGAAGCACACUGCGUGUGAGGGCUGGAUAGAAAUCCGAACAGACCCCAAGAACACGGCCUAUGUCGUCUUUGAGGGUGGUCGCAAGCGGGAUACGGGAGAUGACAAGGAGCUACAACCUGGGGAGAUUGCAAUCAGACCCUCGGUUCUCGGGCAAGACCCUGCGGAAAAAGAUCCAUUCGCGAAAACGGAGAAGAAGCUUGACGAUAAGAAGCGUGCGCGUUUGGAGUCUUCUCGUAUUGAGGAGCUGCAGGAUCGACAGGAUCGGGAUUGGGAUGAUCCAUACGCCCAGUCGAAGCGAUUACGCCGCACUUUUCGUGAGACAAGGAAGGGACUUGAGCGACUAGAUGAGACUCGAGAGGCUCUGAAGGAUAAAAUGAGUCUUGGAAUUGAUAUUGUUGAUGAGACGGCAGAGGAUAGGCAGCGAGCCCAGAUGAUUGAGUUUGGCAAUGAUGAAGCUCUUGCUGCAUCUCAAUCUCGGGCAAUUCUUUCAAGGCCCAUUUUCGAGCAAGCAAAGCACCGUGAUGAAAAGCCUAGGGUUCACCUAAACAAGGCCGAUCAGAAGCGGGAAGAACAUAAGCAUGCUCUUCAAACUCAAAUACUAGGCUCUAACCAGGCUCGUUUCGUUACCGACGACUAUUGGAAACCACGACCAAAAAAGAAAAAGAUUUCUCAGCUAAAAAGUGCCCCGAGCGACUCGGUAGUGGAUUCAAUCGAGCCGGUGGUGGCACCGCCGACGCUGGUACCCUAUGGUUCGGACAGUGAUUAG